AUAUCUCUAUUAUUUUGGCUCAACAGUUCUUUAACUAUUUCAAACUCAAAUCAGUCAUUGCAAAAGAAAAGGAAAUAAUUUGCGAUUAUUCGGGAAAUGUUUACACCUUUUAAACAUAUCAAAGGAUUUAACAGUUGAAAAAUAUAACUACCAUCUCAUUUCCUGAACGGGGGUGAAAAUGUCGUCUCCCUGGUCCUGCUUGAAACUCAACUAUGUUCCCAUGACGAUGGGUGUUAUAUGUUCCUUAGGCUUAAUCACAUGCUACAUCGUUGCAGUCCUUAGAAAUGAUGUCAGUCCAUAUGUGCCUUUUAUCAGUGAGACGGGUGGAAAAUUCCCUGAAGCUGGUUUAUUUAGUAUAUUCCUCUAUCUUACGAGUACAAUAGCUUUAUCAACGAUGUUCGUCCGUUACAUGAUUGUGGCCGAACUGAACAAAGGAAUUGACCGAAUGACGGACGUAUUGAACAGGGCGAGCAUUGUCAUUGGUUUCAUAGCACUCAUGGGAAUGGUUGUGGUGGCAGCCUAUCCGAUGACGAGCAUCGGGACGGUCCAUGGCAUCGGAGCAAACGUUCUGUUCUUGGGAGGUGUCAUCUAUGCCAUCUUGCAGACAUUCCUCACUUACAAGAUGUCACCCACCUACAAUGGUCUCACCAUUUGUCACAUUAGGUUGAUAGUCACGUGUAUAGCAGCCAUCUCCCUCAUAGCCAUGCUGGUCAUAGGACCUUUGGCCUUUGAUGACUGGACAUCUGUAUAUCACGACCACUGGACCGGAAGUAAAGUACCGAAUGAUAAAGGAUUUGGUCUGAUGUUGGGAAGCGCUAUAGCUGAAUGGGCUAUGGCUCUAUCGUUCCUCGCCUAUUAUUUUACUUUUAUCCGUGAAUUCGGAAAAGUGUUCAUGCACUUGAGGGUGCAACUUCUCGUCACCCAUUUCGAUGAAGAACCCCAGGACAUCAACACUGCCAAUGAACGGACACCCAUGGUCAUGUGAUAUCUCUCUUAAAUCUCAAUUUUACUUCGUCAUCAUCGUUACAGAUCAUCUUUUUUAAUAAUAAAACAAUUUCUUCAGUUGUC
Molecule: messenger RNA, 1068 nt
Organism: Parasteatoda tepidariorum (common house spider)
Lineage: Eukaryota; Metazoa; Arthropoda; Arachnida; Araneae; Theridiidae
Product: DNA damage-regulated autophagy modulator protein 1
Biological process (GO): regulation of autophagy
Cellular component (GO): lysosome
Source: RefSeq, a predicted model, not a curated record